Drosophila montana is the source of this 1116-nucleotide messenger RNA. RefSeq names its product protein unc-80 homolog. Gene Ontology annotation, biological process: monoatomic cation homeostasis. The coding region runs from base 663 to 983 and encodes 106 amino acids. Gene Ontology annotation, cellular component: cation channel complex; axon. The transcript has 2 exons. The record is from RefSeq and is a predicted model, not a curated record. Lineage: Eukaryota; Metazoa; Arthropoda; Insecta; Diptera; Drosophilidae. Gene Ontology annotation, molecular function: monoatomic cation channel activity.
GACUGAAACAAUCUCAGCGUCAGUAGGCGUACUAAAACAGAAAAGUUCUGACUGGAGAGUGGCUUUAACGGCAAUUAAUACCCCACCACCUCGAGUCAGCCGAUCAUUUCUAUGCAAAAUAAAAUUAUUCGAAAAAACCUCAAAAUCAGAUAUGGUUGAAUUUAACCAUGUUUCUGAAAAUGCGAUUAUAUCCGAAUCGAAGGAAGUGCUGGCCAUGAAAAGAUUUUUGAGUUUUGAAAUGAGACCUCUGACAUUCUGAUAAUGAAUAGAGACUUGGUCAGAAGAAGAAGUUAGUUUUUUGGGGCAGAAAUGGUACCCUGUAUUGAAGGGACUGGAAGGGUGACAGGCUGGUUACGCUUUUUUGGCUUGAACUCGUGAACAAUCAUGUGUGGAGGCCAAAAUUUGGGAUCACAAAUGAUUGGGAACAUAUCAUGUGAAACAUUUAUUUUGAAUGAUGAUAUUUCACGAGGAGUGGAGAAAUUAAAUUUAGUAAUUGACACGCUAGCAGAAGAUUUGCUAGCAAUAUAGGCUGCCAAUGACUCAGAGGUGGUGUCAGACGAAAGUCGAGACACAAAAACUUGCUUACGAGGGGCAACAACAGUUAACGUAGGCGCUGAUGGGGCUGCAGGGAGAACAGGAUUUGGUGGGGCUAAAGAGGCACCAUGAUUGUUUUUAACAAUCUGGGCAAGAUUGCGCGCAGGUAUAUAACUGGCGCCGGCGGCAUCGAUUAUGAGAUCGUUCUGCUGGCCGUCAGCAGCGUGUUCAAGCGGGAUCCGUCCCAGGUCUGCUCACUGCGCGUGCUGGAGGCGGGCCUAAAUAUCUGCGAACUUCUCAUCGAGAUGGGCGUCCUAAAGCUGGGCGAACAUGCGCAUGAGAUAUCGAUGGGCAUAGCACGACGUGCACUCCAGGUGCUGGGCUGUCCCCAUGGCUGCAAUGAUGGUGUUCGCGGUCCGCCCGCUGAUUUUCUGCGCAAUCAGAGCUAGAAGAUUAUCGCGCGUAUGUUGCGGAAGGGAUGGGCAGCGCACCAAGCACUAUCUAUAUAGAUAGGCACGCUUAAUCCCGAGAUAUCCUCCACAUUCAUGCGGCACGCCUCGCUGAAGAUUCAACGGGGUCGUU